GGUUGUCUGUCUGUGCAACGCCUUAACCGCGUGGAUAUUACGAAGUCAGAGAAAGAGAGAAAGAGGGGAGAGAAAGAGAGGGAGGGUGGGAGGAAGGAUGAGUGAGUGAGUGUCGGGUGAUUCCCUCCCCUCGCCAAAUAUCUGUCCAGGAGACGUUGACACUCCUUCAUAACCCCGCUCCUCCCGCGCCUCACGCAGAUGCCCAAAGCGCCGUGAGCACAGAAGUCUCCAAACCCCAGAAUUCUACUUACCGCACCGAACCCCAGUAGAUGACAGCAUAAAACAGCCUAGUGUUAAUUAUAGUUGUUUACAGUAAUUCAUCAAUAUAGCAGUAUGGUUUUCUUUCCUACACCUUAGUUUGCUUUUCCAAGAGACCUCUUUGUGCAAACUCUUUUAUACUCUAUGUGCACGUCCCCGUGGUUACUGCACAUCCCCAGCCGGUGUUGGUGAUGCCAUGCCCCGCAACCACAGUGGCGAUGAAGCUAGUUCUGGGCUCUGGUUGAAAACCUCUCCAGGGCGUCGGGCUCAGAACUAUAGGUUGAAAGAUGUGGAGUCUGGACGGAGGAUGAACAACGCUGUUCGAGUCGGAGACGGGAUGCUUUCACCAGGCGCGGCAGGUGCAGGGGGCGCGGAGAGGCGAAAGGGCGCCCGGUUGAGUUUGCUCGGGAAGCCGCUCAUCUACAGCGCGCAGAGCGGGCGCAGAAACGCGCACUACCGUCGUCUCCAGAAUUACCUCUAUAAUGUACUGGAGAGACCCAGGGCAUGGGCGUUCAUCUACCACGCCUUCGUGUUCAUCUUGGUGUUUGGCUGUCUGGUCCUGUCAGUGUUCUCCACAAUCCCUGCCCAUCAGGACCUGUCCAACCACUUUCUGCUCAUCCUGGAGUUUGUGAUGAUCGUGGUGUUUGGGCUGGAGUACAUCAUCAGGAUAUGGAGCGCAGGCUGCUGCAGUCGCUACAGAGGGUGGCAGGGACGCCUCCGCUUUGCCAGGAAACCCUUCUGUGUUAUAGACAUCAUUGUACUCAUAGCUUCCAUUGCUGUGGUGUCAGCGGGUAGCCAAGGUAACAUCUUUGCCACCUCAGCAUUGAGGAGCCUUCGCUUCCUGCAGAUCCUGCGAAUGGUGCGCAUGGACCGCAGAGGGGGCACCUGGAAACUACUGGGAUCUGUUGUCUACGCGCACAGUAAGGAGUUGGUAACAGCUUGGUACAUUGGGUUCCUGGUGCUUAUCUUCUCUUCGUUCCUGGUCUAUCUUGUGGAGAAGGAGUUCAACAAAGACUUUGCCACCUAUGCUGAUGCUCUGUGGUGGGGCACAAUCACUCUGACAACCAUCGGCUACGGAGACAAGACUCCUCAGACGUGGACAGGUCGUCUGAUCUCAGCUGGCUUUGCUCUGAUGGGCAUCUCCUUCUUCGCCCUGCCUGCCGGUAUCCUGGGCUCAGGCUUUGCCCUGAAGGUACAGGAGCAGCACAGACAAAAACACUUUGAGAAGAGGAGGAACCCAGCAGCCAGCCUCAUCCAGUGUGUCUGGCGUAGUUAUGCUGCUGAUGAGAACUCGGUUUCCAUAGCUACAUGGAAGCCUCAUUUGAAGGCGUUGCAUACCUGCAGUCCUGCAAAGAAAGAACAGGGUGAGACGAUUAGCAGUAAGGGUCAUAGUAAUAGGAGGCGCUUCAGAAGUACUAAGUUGAGCUUUAAGGAGCGGGUACGUAUGGCAAGCCCUCGCGGCCAGAGCAUGAAGAGCCGCCAGACGUCCAUCAACAAUGAUCGACGCUGUUCCCCGGGCAACAAUGUGGCGGGCGCUGAGACGCGCAGCAGCCCUGCCAAGGUGCAGAAGAGCUGGAGCUUCAAUGACCGCACCCGCUUUAGACCCUCCUUACGCCUUAAGAGCCAAUCACGCACCGCGCCCUCCGAAGUGGACACAGGAAUGGUGAAUGAUGACACGUUCGACGACAGGGGAUGCCACUGUGAUGUCACCAUGGAGGACAUAUCAGCUCCACUGAAGGCUGUCAUCAGAGCCGUCAGGAUCAUGAAGUUUCAUGUAGCAAAGAAGAAGUUUAAGGAGACUCUGCGUCCAUACGAUGUGAAGGAUGUGAUAGAGCAGUACUCUGCAGGACACCUGGAUAUGCUCUGCAGAAUCAAGAGUCUACAGACUAGACUGGACACUGGAGUGGGCCACACCCUGAGCAGCAAACCCAGGAACAUGUCCUCCCCCUCCCUGCACUUAUAUUACAGCCAGGCCAGGAGGAAGUCCGCCCCAGGGAUGAAGUCCCCAGGGGUGGAUCAGAUACUGGGUAAGGGCCAGAUCUCCAUGGACAAAAGGAUCAGGGACAAGCUUCACCCUGAUGGGGACACACUGGAGGACAUGAGUAUGCUGGGACGUGUGUGUAAAGUGCAGAGACAGGUGACGUCCAUAGAGUCAAAGCUGGACUCUCUGCUAGAUGUGUACAGGCAGGGCUCGUCUGCCCUCACCCUCUCCUCCCUGCCCCUUUUCGAGUUGGAGCACCAGACAUCCGACUACCAGAGCUCCAUCCUCAGCAAGGACCUGUCCUCUGGCUCCCCCCUGGGAGGGGAAUGUGUAAGAGGGCAUCCAGGUGAGGGGGGUGGGGGUAUGUCCCGAUCAACAACAGGUGACCAUCUCUCCAGGGGCCUCCAGCUCAUACUGGCCCCCAGCGAGCUCACCCUCAACACCUGCCCCCCCUCCUACCCUGCCUCCACCGCAUCCCUCACACCCUUGCCCUUCCUGCCCCCUGAUAGCACCUACCCGCUCCUCGCCACCCCCAGUAGUUUCCCCAAGCGAGCUCAUUUCCCUAACCUCCUGCCCCCUCCACCAUCCGCUGGUGCCGCCACCAUCCAGCUGCCCACCACUGGCCCCCAGCACAGGCGACCCCUCUGCCCCACCCCGGAUGCUCCUCGAAGGGGUAGGCUGGAGGAGAGCUCAGGCCCCUCUGUGAUGGUGGGCUCCAGGGUGGACAAUGGAGAGGAGGACAGAGAGAGGGAACAUGCCCAGAGCAGGGUGCAGCUGAGGGGGAAGCCCCACUUGAGGGAAGAAGGCCCCUGGAGGAGGCACUUGAGCCUGGAGGUGGACCCCUUGCUGCUGUUCUCCUCUGGAUGUGAGGGGGUACCCUCUGAGCGGGGACAGGGACAGGGGCUGGGGAAGUCCUGGUCAGCACACAACCUUACCCAGCCAUCUGCAGACAACCCCCCCAACCUGUCCUCCCCCCUCGGCAACCGUAGCAGUUCCAGUGAUGGCUCCCAUGGCAACCCCGACGUUAGCAACUGGCGUGAGAAAGACCUUUUCAUCACUGUCUGUGACCUGGAGCCGCAGAUGGACCAGUUUGAUUUCCUGUCCCAGGAGAGUGGCUUCCUGUCCCAUCCCACAGCAGACGGUACUGGCUGCUUGGACCUCUUGAUGACUGAAGAUGGGGGGUCCUCAAGCAGUUUGAUCAGACCCCACAUCCCCACAAUGGACAGUGCAGAGUCCCUCAACCAGCCUCCCCAUGUACGACUAAAAUAACUAUUCCAUAGGAGUGAAUAAAAUAACCCCUUCCCCCCAACACACACAUUACUAAUACGGCCAUCCAGCAUAGAGGAUUCACUGGACAAAAAAAAAAAGAUUUGAAACUGUUGAUUAUAACUCUGUUUUUAAGAUGUUUGAGAUGUCAACAAAAGAUGUCCUCUCGUGCAUAUCAUUGCAUGGACUAUUUCCUAAAACAGCAACAAGCUGAGAAACUAACAGGGGAAGGGGAGAUCGAACAAAAGAGAGGUUAGUCAGAUAGUGAUACUGUUUGAUCUCUCGACUAUGCAUGACCACCGCAUGUCUAAACCGCACUUUAGGGUCGAGAGCAUUCAAGCCCCCGAGCCUCUUCGAUAGCCUUGGAACCACAGAUAUGAUGGCUGAGUCCAACCUCAUAAGCCCACAUCUCACCUGUUUACCUGCAUGUUCCAUUCGUGUAUCUUCCAAACCCUUGAGAGGCAAUUUGGAGCAGUCAGCUAUUAUUACCCAAGUAUACCUAACACGCUCACCAUUUAGUAAUAGAUAAUACAAUCAUUCAUUUGAUAUUAACAUAAGAAGAUAACCCUAAUGAAGUAUAUUUGUAAAUUAUUUUCCUAAUAAAUUAUACAAUCUUGUGAGGCCAUUUGAUUUUCAACAAAUCCAAUUUGCUGAUUGCGUGCUCCAGUAGGAUUCAUUGUUUUUGACUUUUAAAGGCAUUUAGUGAAAGACAAACAGCAGCCAAAUAAGAUCAGUUAUGACUGUGAUACAGUAGAUAGUGAAACAAGGCUGUGGUACACUGCAGUUGUAGGUCACAAUAAACACUACAGAAUGCAGGGUUUCUUGUCUUACAGCUCAUGUGUACCACUCCCUUGUGGUACACAGGCAGCAGCACUGUUUGACUGCCACUCAGCCUGAACACAGAUGCCUGCUCUUGAAUGAGAAUAUGCACAAAAUUGUGUCAGCCAUUUUGAUUUCCUCUAUUUUGCACCUUUUUGUUCUUGAAGAAGAGACAGACACAACAGUCUUAAAUGUCUUCUGUCGAGUUAACGAUGACAGCUUCCAUUCAACACAUUUGUUUUUAUGGUGCAUAAGUGCACUUGGCUUAGCUGAUUAACAAUUACACUGUAGAAUGCAAUAUGUACAGAUAACUGACAAAAUAAAGAAAACACUUGAGUAAAUUAGCGAUUCAACGUAUAUUGAAAGCAGGCACUUUCACACAGGUGUGGUUCCUGAGUUAAUUAACAUCCCAUCAUGCUUAGGGUCAUGUAUAAAAAGGUCCAGUUGCCCAUUAUUUUGGCUGCCAUGGCUAGAAGAUCUCAGUGACUUUGAAAGAGGGGUCUCAAAGUAGCAGAAGUUGUUUAUUAAAGGGUGUGUGUGUUUGUGCGCACAUGAAAAAAUACUAUAGUAUACUCUGGUAUAAAUACUAUAGUAUUCACUGUAGUGUUUUUGCAGACUUCACUGUAGUAUUUACUGUUAACUAUAGUGUAAAUACUGUAGAGAAAAACUGUAGUAUAUACUAUAGUAUUUACUGUAGUGUUUUUGCGGAUUGUAAUAUACUGUAGUAUUUACUGUAGUGUUUUUGCUGACAUUACUGUAGUAUUUACUAUAGUGUUAUUGUAUUAUAAUCUUUGACAUAGAAGUGAAGGCUUCAUCCUUCAAGAAACCUUCUGGAGAACUAAUAAAAGAGCACAUUUUGCAUAACCUGUAGGUAGAUAGGACUGGGGUCUGAACAGAUAGUUCAGAGCUUCUGCUCUUUUCUAUAGCCUGUAAGGAACACAAUAUAUGGUCUAUACUUGGCAUGUAGGUUUCUCACUUAUGGGUGGCACAAAUUGCAAUAUCGAGUAGGGGAAUGGUCAGGGUAUAUACAAAUGAAAUACUAUAGUAUUUACUAUAGUUUAAAAAAAAUGUGUUUUUGCAGACAUUACUGUAGUAUUUACUGCUGUUUUUUGUCGGGAUAAUACUGUAGUAUUUACUAUAGUAUUCUACAGUAUACUACAACAUUCUAUAGUAAGUACUACACAUGAUCGAGGGAUACUACAUUUUGUAGUAUAAUAUUCUUAUAAUAUUUAUUAUUUUCUAUAGUAAGUACUGUAUUAUUCUAUAGUAAACUGUAGUAUAUUUUCGUGUGUGUGUGUCUCUCUCAAUCAACAGAUCUCAACCCAAUUAACCCUUAUGGGGGAUUCUGAAACACGAGGCCUGAGACAGCGUUUUCCACCACCAUCAACAAAACACCAAAUUAUAGUGUUCCAGACAUUAGAAUCUAUUUCAAGGUACAUUGAAGCUGUUCUGGCAGCUCAUGGUGGCCCAAUGCCCUAUUAAGACACUUUAUGUUGGUGUUUCCUUUAUUUUGGCAGUUACCUGUAUAUCAUUUAUGUUAAUACAGUAUGUGACCUGCAAAAUCUACAUAGCUGUGUGUUAAAAAGGGAUAUUAUAUGACUAUGGCCGCAGUGUUUGAGCGGAGUUGGUACGAUAAAUGCGCAACUGAAAGCACAAUCGUUUGGAGACUUUGGAACCUGCAUAUGUAACUGGUGGUUUUAUGCUCUGUAAUUAAAUGUUUUUCAGAUACAUUAUCAAAACAAUGUGACAGACAGGAGGUACUUGUAGAGUUCAGCUCCAUUGGAAGAAGGCUGAGUAUCAAAUCCACUUAGUUAACUAUAGAGUAUGGAGUCUUCCUUUGAAGAAAUGUCAUGCUUGGUCUGCAGACUGAAGUUAUAUAAAAUUGACUGGUUAAUUAAUGGUUAAUUUCCCUUAGUUUAUUCUGUAAAUGCUUAACAGUGCCUUUCUUGCAUUUUAAUAUGAUUAUAUCUAUUUUUUCUCCACUGGGCUGCAUGUGUAGCUCAGUGCCUAGCUACGUAGAAUAACUCAUACAGGUGUAAGCUCAGUUUCUGAAACUUGGAUAACACACUUUUAAUGGCUGCAAAUCUACUACAGUACAUGUUCUAUAUCACUUGUACUGUCAUUUAUUAUCCAAAACAAGCCUAAAAGGGCAAUUCCACCACUUUUCAACCUUAUUUUCAUUAUCUCCAGCACAAUUACAGUGUCUUCAUAUGUGAAAACGGCGCAUUUGUAGAAAAAAUAUAUAAAGUGAAAAAGUUCUACGUGAACAUUAAAAAAUAAACAUUUAUUUAACAGUGAUUCCCUAACACUAUGAGACUUGUGGGGAUGUGGGGAGCAAGAAAAUACCCUCCCUCUGGCUAGAAACUCAUUGCAGGUUUUGAAAAUCACACUUUUCUUUACUUUUAAUACUUUGGAGGAUAUAUUGGCAUUUACAACACCAGUGCCAAUAUAUCCUCCAAACACCGGGCAUUAUUACUUAAACAGAGUACGCAUUCAAGAAGUGCUCUCAGUCCUCCGUUUCACAUACUUUGAUUUUGGCUCAUACUCUGACCCUCCCAUGCUCCAAUUUGCGUGCUCGGAGCACAGUUGUAUGCAUUUUGAGAAACACCCUGAGUGUACAAAACAUUAGGAACACCUGUUCUUUCCAUGACAUAGACUGACCAGGUGGAUCCAGGUGAAAGCUAUGAUCCCUUAUUGAUGUCACCUUUUAAAUAUAUUUAAAUCAGUGUAAAUGAAGGGGAGAAGACAGGAUAAUUGUAAAGAGUGAUUUUUAAGCCUUCAGUCAAUUGAGACAUGGAUUGUGUAUGUGUACCAUUCAGAGGGUGAAUCGGCAAGACAAAAGAUUUAAGUGCCUUUGAACGGGGUAUGGUAGUAGGUGGCAGGCGCACCGGUUUGAGUGUGCCAAGAACUGCAAUGCUGCAGGGUUUUUCACGCUCAACAGUUUCCCAUGUGUAUCAAGAAUGGUCCACCACCCAAUAGACAUCCAGUCAACUUGACACAACUGUGGGAAGCAUUGGAGUCAACACGGGCCAGCAUCAUGUGGGACGAUUUCGACACAGUGUAGAGUCCAUGCCCCUACCAAUUGAGGCUGUUCUGAAGGCAAAGGGGGGUGGAACUCAAUAUUAGGAAGGUGUUUCUAAUGUUUUGUACAUUCCGUGUAUGUAGAUACUGUUUUGGUGCUGGAGAUAAUGAAUACGGCAGAAUUGCCCUUGAAAAUACAUGGUUGAUAAUGUUAACAUUCCUAAUUAUUUCAAAUUAAUGUAUUAAAGUGCACAUAACAGAGGUUACAAGAUCUCUGUGGAGGAGAAAUACAAAAUGAAUUGUAAUAUUAUACAUCAAUAAACUACAAACAUGAAAGUA
This is a messenger RNA of Salvelinus fontinalis (brook trout), 7684 nucleotides long. RefSeq names its product potassium voltage-gated channel, KQT-like subfamily, member 5a (gene kcnq5a). Gene Ontology annotation, cellular component: membrane. NCBI's taxonomy places the organism in Eukaryota, Metazoa, Chordata, Actinopteri, Salmoniformes, Salmonidae. Bases 455 to 3508 code for a protein of 1017 amino acids. The transcript is spliced from 16 exons. The record is from RefSeq and is a predicted model, not a curated record. Gene Ontology annotation, molecular function: voltage-gated potassium channel activity. Gene Ontology annotation, biological process: transmembrane transport; potassium ion transport.